Messenger RNA from Cynoglossus semilaevis (tongue sole), 2324 nucleotides. RefSeq names its product secretion regulating guanine nucleotide exchange factor (gene sergef). Bases 86 to 1252 code for a protein of 388 amino acids. The transcript is spliced from 11 exons. The record is from RefSeq and is a predicted model, not a curated record. Lineage: Eukaryota; Metazoa; Chordata; Actinopteri; Pleuronectiformes; Cynoglossidae.
AAAACAUAUACAAACUUGGACAGAACAACUGGCUCGGUCGUUUUUCUAAGCACGACGUGAAGACUGCUUUACGACAGUGUCGUAAAUGGAAACAAACUUGCAGCAGGAGUUUUGUUUACUCUCUUGGGGAGCCAACAGCUACGGACAGCUGGGACAAGGACAUGUGGCGGACCAGAGUGAACCCCGGUUCUGUGACAGUGCUCUGCUACAAAACAGAGCAGUCCGUGCUGUGGGAGGAGGAGGUGGACACUCGGUGUUCAUUACUGAGAAUGGAGAGGUGUAUGUUUGUGGUCAGAACAAUAGAGGACAGCUGGGAUGCGACCAAAAUGCAAACAUUCUAACUCUUCAAUUCUGCCCUACACCAAGUCAUAAGCUAAAAAAUGUAGCCUGUGGUUGGGAUUUUACUCUUUUUCUCACUGACGGUGGUCAAGUACUGGCAUGUGGCUCCAACUCAUUUGGACAGCUGGGAGUUGGUGCAGCGACUGUACAUUCUGCCCAGCUAUUAGUUGUAGAGGGUCUGAAGAAACCAGUAGUCAGUGUAGCAGCAGGUCUGAGACACUCACUGGCUGUAACAGACUCCGGUCAUGUGUAUCAGUGGGGAACAGGUCUUUUCAGAUCACAGUGCCCACCCCCUGUCCCGUCACACCUCAGCUCUAAGGUGCCAUGUUUGGUGCCAGAUCUGGAUCAGAAAACACCACGUGUGGUAGCAGCAGGAUCAGCGCACUGUGUUUAUCUCACUGACGAUGGUGAUUUGUUUCUCUGGGGAAGCAACAGGUUUGGUCAGCUGGCUACCACUCAAGCCUUCCACUCCUCACCUAUCGUUCUGAAGCGCUCACUAUUUAAAGGAGAGAAAGUUAAAAGUGUUUGGAGUGGCUGGACUCACAUCGUUGCUCAAACAGAGAGUGGGAGAGUGUUUACAUGGGGCAGAGGAGCGUAUGGACAGCUGGGCAGAGCAACAUCAAACAGUCAGGAUCCAGAGCAGCAGGCAGGAGCUGCAAACCAGGAGGCUUUCUUCCCUUCAGAAGUUGAAACUCUAUUUGGGGCAACACAGGUUGCAUGUGGCUCUGAACACAACCUCGCCAUUGUAGGAGGUUGUCUUUUCUCCUGGGGCUGGAACGAACACGGGAUGUGCGGAGACGGCUCUCAGACAAACGUCAGCCAGCCGAGGCUGAUGCCUGGUCUCAGACCUUGUCUUGUUGGCUGUGGAGCUGGACAUUCUAUAGCAGUUUGUGCUGCGUUGACUGAACCAUGAUUUAAAAACUGCACUGGCUACAACACGGAGCAUUACGUAAGAGAAAGAAAAACACAAUGACAUUGUAAACAAAGAUGUUUUAGUAACUUUAUAGUACUUUGCGGAAAUAACCCUGAAGGUCGCCUGAGUGCCUCUGAUUUACAGUCUCUUUCACCUGAAAGGUUACCUGAGCCGUGUGCAGAGGUCAUGCUUUAAAUGCGGUUGUCAUUAUUUCGCUGAUGUGGCUGCUCACAGGCCACGGACAGAGGCCGUGAUUCACUUGUCACUUUGAUGGACGUGACAUGGCUACACGGUAUGUGGGCGUGCCUAUAGCUCCUGGUGGCCUCCCUAAACAAACACCGUUAUGGUCGGCUUGAGAGAUGGUCUGCACGGUUGCUACAGCUUCAUCUUCCCACAUCAGUAGGUUUAUUGCUGUCAUCUUCCGUGUCACGAGGCCGUCAAUCUCUGUACAUCAUAGUGAAUAUCAGCUGAUUUACCACCCACACAUACAGGACACUUUUCUUUACAGCCCAUCCCGCCUUUAUGUUCCUGUCAAUCUGUGAGAUAUUCUUCUCGGUAUUAAUUUAUUAUAUAUUUGCACCACUUUCAUACUCUUAUCUUCAAUGAUGCCUCUUGGGAGAAACUUGCACGCUGCAUUUAACCCAGCCUACACAUGUCAAGGCUGCCGGGCUGCAUGUACUGUACUCUACACACCUUUGUUGUUGUGUACCCAUUGUUAUUAUGACAAAGAAAAGAGACAUAUGAGGCAAUACAGGCCACAGAGUUGUCCUGUUGGUUACGUGUUAGGAAGAGCUUGAUGUUGUAUUGUCUUGGUAAUGAUAUUCUGAGCACAUAUACAGACAGAAACAGUCCAGUCUUUUUAACUGCUACUCAGGCCAUGUUGAGUCCAUGUGGCCAUUUCUGUACAAAUCCGUAAUGAUAGACUUCUCAUAUCAGGAUUAUGACUAAAAAAAAAAAAAUACUAAGUCUAAUGGAGUUCGGCUGUAUGACUUUGAGACAUUAUCUUAUAUUAUUUUUAUUUUUAAACCUUUGUCAAAGUUGCAUGAAUGAUCUUUUACCAGGACCUGUUUAA